This is a messenger RNA of Apus apus (common swift), 1089 nucleotides long. It is a transcript of the gene CYTL1, whose product is annotated as cytokine like 1. The transcript is spliced from 4 exons. Gene Ontology annotation, biological process: positive regulation of transcription by RNA polymerase II. The record is from RefSeq and is a predicted model, not a curated record. The coding region runs from base 39 to 515 and encodes 158 amino acids. NCBI's taxonomy places the organism in Eukaryota, Metazoa, Chordata, Aves, Apodiformes, Apodidae.
UAUUUAAUUGGGGGCUGACUUGUCAAACUUACUCGUUGAUGCUUACCAGUAGCUGCCUAACCACUAACAGGGUUUUUUCCUCCCUUCCUUCUCCUUUGGGCAAUCUUCCCACAAUGAAGAUGCUGCUGAGCCUGGUUGUUCUGCUCUCUGCUGCCCUGUUAGCCUGCACAGCCCCUCCAACUUGCUACUCAAGGGUGUUGUCUCUGAGCAAAGAAAUCACGGAGUCCUUCAAGGAGUUACAGACCUCCAAAGCUGUGGACUCAUGUGUGUUAACGCUGCCCAGGCUGUAUUUGGACAUACAUAAUUACUGUGUGUUGGCAAAACUCCGUGAAUUUGUGGCCUACCCCAGAUGUGAGAGAGUCCUUGAAGUGAGUGAGCUGAAGGAAAAAGCCCGGAGUCUGUACACCAUCAUGAUCUCCUACUGCAGAAGGGACUUAGUGUUCCUCACUGAUGACUGUAAUGCUCUGGAAAGUCCUAUUCUGCCUCCCAUUGAGCCUUCCAUCACUGAGAGUUAAAAUGGAGUCAAAUCAAAAGAUGCACCUAGGAAAUUUUCAAGAAGAUGAAGAGUCAAAAUAUGUAUACACAGUCAACUACCACGUUAACAACUGAGAUCUUUUUCAAGCAAACUAGUAGUAUUAUCUCAGACCUACCCAUUUUUCUCCUUGGCAGGAAAUGAACUGCAUGCCUUGCAUACCUACGGAGCUGCUAGGGAAACUACGGUUAGAGACCAUUUUUUCAUUUGGCAAGGUAUGACAUUUCAAGCAUAGCCAAAUGUAUAAAGUAUGUUUUGUUUAAACAUUAGAUACUAGAUAUUUGUUUUAGUCUUUUAUGAGUAACAAUAUUCAUAUAAAGAAAAUACGUUAUUAUCCAUAUUCUACACUGAUUUAGCAGUUCUUUUUUGGAUGGGUUUGGAAGAGACCACGUUUGUUUAUCUUACAGUGUUUGAUAGAAGUGUAACUGUAUACUGGCAGAUGUCUCACUACAUAGCUCAUGUGUAUGCUCAUAGUUUUUGAUAUCAGACUUGUAAGAAUAGAGAUGAAAGUAACCUGUCUCUGUGGAAAACUAAAUAAAAACAGUCCUCUAAUCCAA